Messenger RNA from Cladophialophora immunda, 966 nucleotides. RefSeq lists its product as uncharacterized. The coding region runs from base 1 to 966 and encodes 321 amino acids. The transcript is spliced from 2 exons. The record is from RefSeq and is a predicted model, not a curated record. Lineage: Eukaryota; Fungi; Ascomycota; Eurotiomycetes; Chaetothyriales; Herpotrichiellaceae.
AUGGCACUGAACAUUGUGGGAUCGGAACGUCUCAGACAAUAUGUGCGGACCAUUAACUGGAAGGGGCUACCGGCAAAGUGGCCGGUAGGCCCGGAACCGGACUCCUCACGCUUCACGGACGCCUUUUUGUCAGUGGUACGGGAGCUCAGGGGCGGACAACUCCAGUCAGUCAUCCUAGAUUUGAGCAAAACUUGUGAUGUGGUGAAGGUGUUGACCAGCGGGACGGAAGGCGGGCCAGUCUUCUCAGAAGUUCACCGUUUCGAACUGUUUUGGAGCCCUCGGAAACCGGAUUGGCAGGUGAUCUCGGCGAGAAGAACUCUGGUAGAAAGCUGCCGCAGUCUACCGCAGCUACUACCACAGGUGCGGGAGCUCACGAUUGGAUUACACCCUAAACAGGACGAAACACAGGGACUUGGCAGCCGCUUGCUGGAAAGAUACUUCCCCCAUCUUGAAAGGUUGACACUCAAGAUUGUGGUCGACGUCGACGAUGCCCUUCCGCAGUUCCUCAAACGCCACAGAAACAGUCUGAAAGAGCUCACUCUCCAUCACUGGUGGGUGUUAGCUCCGACUAAGCCAAUCUGCGCGGGUCGACAAACCAAACCCCCACGGACGCUGUUGAGACAACUGAUCUUACUCAAUCGUGCAACCCAGCUGGAUAGGGUGACGCUCCGAGGAGACAUCUUCACUGGGACCCUAGGUUCGCAAGUGUUUAACGUGACGGGAGCGUUCUAUGUCAGGGAAAGGGAGGGAGUUGAUGAACCCCUCGUCUCUGCCGUCGAAGAAUAUACCUGCCACCGCAAGCCGUUCCCAUUUCCCAAGUUGCAGCCGUAUAUCACACGAAUUGCCGACGGGAAUGUCUCGGGAGACAAGGAUCAUGCGGAGAUCGACGAGGGGGACGAAGAUGGGAAGGAAAAGACGAGAAGAAAGGUACAUGGUGAUCAUACAUUCGAGAUAUCUAUGUAUUAG